Molecule: messenger RNA, 399 nt
Organism: Prorocentrum cordatum
Lineage: Eukaryota; Dinophyceae; Prorocentrales; Prorocentraceae
Source: the annotation of a GenBank genome assembly
AUGAAGGAGGAUCACCACUCGCGCCACCCGUGGGGGAUAUUGAAGAGCACUAGUGGUGCUGUUCUUCGAGGCGCCUGGAGGUUUGUGUCCUCGUUCUGUCCCCUUCAAGUCACCCUCCUCCCGAACAGUGGUUGCCACUUGGCAGGCCGCUACUGCCACCAUUCCCUUGGAGCACCACCAGCUCCAGGGCAUGCAUUUUCCGCCCGUUUCGUGAUUCAGUUGGCGGCCAAUCAAUCGGGAAGCAUUUGCACAGCAUCGCUCCUCCUCCCCCUUCCCCUCCUUCUCCUCCUCUUCCCCUUUCUCCGUGGCCCUCCUUCUGCUCCUUCUCUCCCUGAGGCCGCCAUGAGCUGGCGAGCCAAGCUGGCAGUUCAGAACAGUUGUACUACACACUUUGCUUGA